Eptesicus fuscus (big brown bat) is the source of this 3832-nucleotide messenger RNA. RefSeq names its product MINDY lysine 48 deubiquitinase 2 (gene MINDY2). Gene Ontology annotation, molecular function: cysteine-type carboxypeptidase activity; cysteine-type deubiquitinase activity; K48-linked deubiquitinase activity. Gene Ontology annotation, biological process: protein K48-linked deubiquitination. The coding region runs from base 110 to 1921 and encodes 603 amino acids. The record is from RefSeq and is a predicted model, not a curated record. The transcript has 9 exons. NCBI's taxonomy places the organism in Eukaryota, Metazoa, Chordata, Mammalia, Chiroptera, Vespertilionidae. Gene Ontology annotation, cellular component: cell periphery; cytosol.
GGCUACGCUAAGGCGCAGUAGCUGCCAGUGCCGCUGUCAUGGCGUCGGAGGCGCUGGGUGAGGAGAACCCACCGCGGUCUCUUUAGAAGCGAGGGGCGGGCGGCUGGGUAUGGAGAGCGGCCCCGAGAGCCUGCAACCGCUAGAGCACGGGGUGGCCACCGGGCCAGCGCCAGAGACAGCUUCUGCGCAGGAAGGGCGACAGGAGACCGGGCUCGCUGCUGGGGAUGGUCCCGAAGUAUGGGCGGCGGAGAGCAGCGGCGGGAAUGGGCAGGGGGCGGCGGCCGCCGGGAGGAGCCUCCCGGACACGGUUUCUCCCGCCAGCUCUUCUCAGGUUCCCGGACCCUGCAGCUCUGUCCGGGGCUUGGACUUGCAAGAGAGCGAUUUGGAGAGUCCUGCUGCCCAGAAGGUGCCUCUGAGAGGGCAGCACAAGGUGACCGCCUCCCCGGAGACAGCCGAGGCCGGAGCGGGCCAGGGGUUGGGUCCUGCCGGAGACUCGGGCGCCUGGCCUGACCCCGCAGGCACCUGCCAGCCAGAGGUAGCGGCCUCGGGCUCCGAGGAGCCCAGCAGCGCCGGCGGCCUCAGCAGCAGUUGCAGCGACCCGAGCCCUGCCGGGGAAUCGCCGAGCCUGGACUCCUUGGAGUCGUUCUCUAACCUCCAUUCUUUCCCCAGUAGCUCCGAGUUCAAUAGUGAGGAGGGAGCUGAGAGCAGGGUCCCGGAGGAGGAGGAGGAAGAAGAGGAGGGGGAGGAGGGCGCCGCGGCGGUGUUGCCCGGGGCUGUGCCCCUGUGCAGAGGGGAGGAGGAGGAGGAGGAGGAGGGGGAGGCAGCUCAGGUGCUCGCGGCCUCCAAGGAACGCUUCCCGGGACAAUCUGUCUAUCACAUCAAGUGGAUCCAGUGGAAGGAAGAGCACACACCCAUCAUCACCCAGAAUGAGAACGGACCCUGCCCUUUGCUGGCCAUCCUCAAUGUUUUGCUUCUGGCCUGGAAGGUUAAACUUCCACCGAUGAUGGAAAUCAUAACUGCUGAACAGCUGAUGGAAUAUUUAGGAGAUUACAUGCUUGAUGCAAAGCCAAAAGAAAUUUCAGAAAUUCAACGUUUAAAUUAUGAACAGAAUAUGAGUGAUGCUAUGGCAGUCUUGCACAAACUACAGACAGGCUUGGAUGUAAAUGUGAAAUUCACUGGUGUUCGAGUGUUUGAAUAUACACCAGAAUGCAUAGUAUUUGAUCUUCUUGAUAUUCCUUUAUACCAUGGGUGGUUAGUGGACCCUCAGAUGGAUGACAUUGUAAAAGCUGUUGGUAACUGCAGCUACAACCAACUAGUGGAGAAGAUCAUCUCUUGUAAGCAGUCAGACAAUAGUGAGCUGGUUAGUGAAGGCUUUGUAGCUGAGCAGUUUCUAAAUAACACAGCCACUCAAUUGACAUACCAUGGAUUAUGUGAACUAACUUCAACGGUCCAGGAAGGAGAACUUUGUGUGUUCUUUCGGAAUAAUCAUUUUAGCACCAUGACCAAAUACAAGGGUCUACUGUAUUUGCUGGUAACAGACCAGGGGUUUCUUACUGAAGAAAAAGUUGUUUGGGAAAGCCUUCACAAUGUUGAUGGUGAUGGAAAUUUCUGUGACUCAGAUUUUCAUCUGCGGCCUCCUUCAGAUCCUGAAACUGUAUACAGAGGACAACAAGAUCAGAUAGAUCAGGACUAUCUUAUGGCAUUAUCUCUACAACAAGAACAGCAGAGCCAAGAGAUCACUUGGGAACAAGCACCUGAAGGAAUCAGUGAUUUGGAACUUGCAAAGAAACUCCAAGAAGAAGAGGACAGACGGGCUUCUCAAUAUUACCAGGAGCAGGAACAAGCAGCAGCAGCGGCAGCAGCUGCUGCUGCUGCUUCUACUACUUCUGCUUCUGCUUCUACCCAGGCUCAGCACUGCUGACGCUAUUGGGAAACAUGAAGAAUUGAGGUUCUUCUUCUCGGGAGACCCUGUAAAACAAAGUGACAUUUAAAGUAGACGCCUUCCUGGACAAAACAGAUUGCUAAAUAGAGAGAAUGGAGUCUGACAAACUGCAGGACCCGGGUAAAUCUAACUUUAAAGACCGAUCUAGAUUUUAAAUCAUGCAUAUAUCUUUCUUAAUCCUCAUGGGUUUUAUUUUGUUUUAAUCCUUAUGUUUCUGCUGUUAAGAAAUUAGAGUUUAAUAAAUUGAUAUGCAUAUAUUUUUAUAUGGAGGGUUCUAGUUUCUAAUUUCUAUCUCAAAAGUAUUAAACUCAAAAACAGGGUAAAAGUCUUCAACUACUGCCACAAGUUCAGUUUCACACUAUUGUUCUAAGAAAGGAGGACAUUUGACUUAUCUGCCUAUAACAUGUGCUGUUUUUUUAGGACAUGGUACUAUCCCAAAUCAGGUGUUGAAAUACCAUGGCAAAAACACAAAACCUAAGCUUUAAACCACAGUAGAUUAAAGAACAAAGAAUUGUAUUAUUUUUCUAAAAAAAGUAUUUCGUCAGAUAUUAAUUCUAAGAAUUUCUUUAAAUCAUAUAGUAAUUUGUCACCAAUACCUUUGAAAACUUUAUAUUCAUCCUCCCUGUAAUAGCCUGCUUUGAGAGGAAGGAAUGCCUCUUGGAUUAGAAAAUGCACAAAGCAAAAUUAUGAAGGCGAUCCUGGCUUUAGUAGGUACAGUUUUAAAUAGGAAGUCAGGAAACUAAAUUAUCCACUUAAAUUCCCAAAUCAGAAACCUGUCAAAAUGAACAUUAUAGCAAAUGCCCAACCGAGCAGUUCUGACUAAUGCGAUGUAUUUUAAGACUAAAAUUGACAAUCUUUGAAGAGAUGUCCUGUGUGUCUCCCAAUUUUGUCAGUUUUUAUUGUUCCUUUUUAUACCUUCAUUCUACGAAAUAAUCAUUUUUCCAGGGUACAUAGGAUAUCUGUUUUACAGAUUUUUAAAGAUGAGGAUUUGAAAAGCUUCCAAUGUUUUUUUGUUAAAAGGCUCUAUCUUCCUCAACAAAAUGACAACUCUUGUUUUCAGAUCUGCACAUCAGAGGUAAGACAAUGUGAUAGAAGUUGGAUAUAUGAUAGCUACACAACAGUCAGCAAAAGGGAUAACCUUCACUUGGGAAGCUUCAGAGGAAUCCUGAAAGUUAUUUCCUAAAGUUAGUGCAUGCAAGUCUUUCUCCGUGACUUGUGCAGAAUAAUUGAAUUGUGGCACAGAUUUGGGGGAAUAGCAAGUGAAAUGGUAUAAAGAUUGCAGAGAAAGUGAUCUUGAAAUAUAGCAAGAAGAAGAAACCAGUCUUUUCCCCUCUACUUUACUGUGGGACUAUUCGGGUCAAGAAGUUGCUAUGACAGAGAUCAAGACUGGCCAAUUGAAACAGUUCUUAAAGAGUUUAAAUAGACUAUGUAUGAUGCCUAUUUUUUCCUCCUUUCUUUUACUGUCAUAAUGCCCUUAUUACUUCUAAAAUAAUUCAUCUGUUUUGCUUUAUGACCAGCUUUAAACCCAUUUAAGAAUAAUAGCCACCCUAGAGCUGAUAGGAAAGAGCAUUGAAAUACAUUCUAAUUAUGCUAAAACUAUUUAAUUCUAAAAAUUGUAUCUUAAGUUUUAAAAGUUUCACUUGGAGGAAAUUUCUAGAAAAGGCAUAUUGAACAUAGAUGGGAAAGUAUAAAAUAUUUCUGAUAGGAUUAUUCAGUAUUAUUCAACAUGUAAUUUCAUGUUCGUUGCUGUACCACAAAGAUGGUGUCAUUCUUGGAUUAAAAUGUUGGAUUUCUUGUUAAUAUGCUUAAAAUUGUAACCAGUGAUAACACCAUUAGCAUUUUUUAUUAUAGAUUAUAUUUUAUUUCAAUAAACUUUGAUAUUUAGACCAA